AGGGGAGUGAAUUUUUCAAUUCAGAUCUGUUUUUAUCAUCCAAUUACAUUAGAAAAAUUACAUCUCCAAUAUUUUGGUUUGCUUAAUUUGAUUAGCCAGGGUGGUAUUUGCAUAGGGCACAUGUAGUUGACGGCCUAGAUGUGACAGUGUGUCUCUUUUCCUUCAGUGAACCUGUCACACAGUACUUGUAUCUGAACCAAUGUUGAUCAACCCUCUCAGCUAUUGAGAUAGGGGGUAACGUUUACCCCCUAAUGUACCGACCUGAUUAUUGCUAGUCCACUUAUCAACACCUGCAGAGUGCGUCAUCUGUGCACUUGAUCACGCUGCUGAAUCCUGGACUGAGACUCUUGUUGAAAAGAUUGAUAUACAAGCAGAACAAGUUCCAUAAACUUUCAUUCUCUGCUGGCUGCUUGAUUAUCCAUUGUUUGGUGAUACCGGGACAAUAUCUACUGUGAUACUGUGAGAUAUAUUCAAGGAAUACGUAAUUAUCCCACGAUAUUCAUGAGGAGAAGUAUUUGAAACUACUCUGAGAGUUUGUGUUGCUGUUUGACGGGAAACUUGUAACAUGGGAUAAUUGUUGUGUUGAUGUUUUCAUCAGCUCGUUGAAGUACAGUUAGUUUUUCUAUUGACUAAAUCUUUCAACAUUCUGUUGACGUGUUCAAAACUGCGAUUUUGAAAUUUUGGAUGUCAAAACAAAAAUAGAAGUGAGUUAGAUGCUCAUUUGGGAUGAGUAAUGUAACCGUGUCUGCGAAGCUUACAUAGGAUCGCAGUUUCAGUGGAUGUAUCCAUUUUGAGUGUGACGGCGACGGAAGGAACUCCUUGAUUUGACUGUAGAAGACACAGCUGUGGACAGGUGUAUUCCCUUGUGUGGACAACCUAUCUCUGUGUUGACAUAACAGGAUUAUGUGGUCACUACUGACACGUGCAGACAGAAGGACCAACAAUGCAGAUACUGACUGAUGGAAGCCUGGAGGCGCGGAUGUAUAGUUUAUUUGCGCUGUGAUUAAUUUUUGUGAAAUCAAGAUCUGUGAUUCUUUUCCACUUUUUGGGUUAGUUGUUUAAUUGGACAUCUUUAUCAUUUCUGUCUUGAAUUUUUGAUAGUUUCAGGAGUUGUUUUUCCAAUUUCUGGCAUUUGGAUAAUUUUGAUUUGUGGAUGUGAUUAGGUGGACUUGGAGUGUUUUUGGGUGGAACACUGGAAUAUUUCAUGAAGUGAUUUGAUAUCAUCAAACUCAAGAAAAAGUGUGAAAUGGAAUCUAUGCUGAAUCAGCACAAAGUGAGACAUUGACACUGAGUAGACUACAAACUCCCACCAUAUUUGCUAAAAAGGUUUUAUCUGGAUUCUACAGCUGCGUUUAUCACCCUGUCAGAAUGAAGAGGCCCAAGUUGAAGCAGACUAUGGACAGUCAGCUGUUCUGUGAGGCACAUCUACCCAACACACCCGGCCCAGGUCCAACACCAGAACCAGAAGACAAAAAUGCAGACCUGUUUGAGAUGUUGGAACGUCUGCAGGGCAAACGGAUUGACGACCAGAGGUGUGAUAUGUCAGCGUUCUUCAAGGGUCCUGAUUUUUUCGACACUCUCCUUAAAUACCAAAGUCGGCGCUACGAAGAUCAACGGUGCACGAUGCCGCUACCAAAACCCAUCCAGGCCCCGCCUAUUGCACCAGCAAAGGAGGAAAACGAGAGUAUCAAACAGCUGCUGGCAAAACCAGGCCCCUACCCCAUGGUGGUGCUGCCCCCUGAUAGGGGUUACUGGUUGGAAGGGGAGGCAAUCCAGUCCAACACUAUGGACAGUAGCGGGAACCUCAUCAUCCCAGAGUGCAACCCAGAGCAAUUCAGCCUUGACCUUGAUGAAACUGCUCUAGUUUACAGGCACCAGUUCCUUGGGAAGGAGCACUUCAACUACUACACAGUGGAUGAGAAUGUGGGUCCAAUUGUCAUGUCUAUCAAGACAAGCCCAGAGACAGACAAUGAUAUCAGAGUCAUACUCAGAACGCGGUUCAGUACUAAACAUGAAGUGGUUCCAUCCAGUAAGCUUGAAAAUCCCAAUCCAGCCAAACUAGCUAAGUGCUUAUGUGAAGACAUCACAACAGAUAGGUUUCAACCCGUGUUAUCCUUAAAGGGUUCCGAUCUAGUAGUGUCUUACGAUGAACAUGUCCUUACAAGUACCUUCAAGUUUGGUAUCAUAUACCAGAAGUUUGGGCAGACUUUCGAGGAAGACCUGUUUGGCAAUGUGACACACAGUCCUGCUAUGGAGGAAUUCCUUCAGCUUAUUGGGGACAAGGUGCAGCUGAAGGACUUCAAGUGCUUCCGUGGUGGCCUGGACACACUACACGACCAGACGGGUCUGGAGUCUGUCUUUACACACUACCGGGAUAGUGAAAUCAUGUUUCAUGUCUCUACCAUGCUUCCUCACACGGAUGGGGACCCACAACAGUUACAGCGUAAAAGACACAUAGGGAACGACAUCGUAGCCAUCAUCUUCCAGGAGGAGAAUACACCGUUCAUUCCGAACAUGAUCGCCUCCCACUUCCUCCAUUCCUACAUUGUAGUGCAGCCCAUCAACCCCAACACUGACCACACAGCAUACAAGGUGUGUAUUACAUCCAGGAAAGAUGUGCCAAAGUUUAGCCCAGCUCUCCAGAAACCUGCAGUAUUUAAAAAGGGACCAGAAUUCCGUGAAUUCCUCCUGACGAAGCUGAUCAAUGCAGAACUUGCUUGCUACAAGUCUGAACAGUUUGCUAAACUUGGGGAGAGGACACGAACGUCUCUUCUCGACUCCUUACAGCAGGACCUUCACAAGAAAAAUAUUGAAUUAUUCGGUUUCUCCCUCCUUCCUGGCUCCAAACAGGAAGGAAGUCGUCUGUUUGACUCAGUCAAACGAGCAUUCAGUGGGAAGGGACGGAGCCAGUCCUUUGAAUCAAAUUUACCGGUUGGCAGUCGUAAGAGCAAUGGCAUUCCUACAUCACUUCCAACAGUCGGAGAAGAUGAGAAGAAUUCACCAUCACCGGUGAAGAAGUCUCCCUCCACUCCUCGUAGUCUAGUCCGACAGUUCUCAAGUAGUCUUGAGAAGAAAUCCAAAGAUAAAGGGUCUCGUCAGGACAGUCAGGGGUCUGUCAGCAUGUCAUCCUACAUCACUUGCAGUCCCCCUCCUUCCCCCCAGUCUAGUCCCAGCAGCAUCUCAUCAGCAACAAGAAUCAACCACAAUAGUGUUCAGUUGUCUCCCUCCAACUCUGAGAGUAGCUUCAACAGCAUAGACGACUUCACGCCAACACACAACAACCACGACCAUGAAGACUCUGACACAGGCAUGGAGAGUAUGUCAUCAGCCGGUACCCCCAGCAACAAUAUCCGUGCAUCCCUCUCCAAUAGCUUCAGUGAAGAUGGUGGCUGUGUGUUUUCAUUGGAUGGUGAAAGUGAUGCUGUUACCCGGCAAGCCGACCUGUUGAAGGCAGAGGUACAUAAACUACGAUGUGAGAAGUUAGAACUGCUCAGACAAAAUGUGACUAGUCAGCGGGAGAUCAAAAAGCUAAAGGAUCAAGAACUAAAGUUGAUGACCGAUCUCGCUCAAGUCACGCGUGAAUUGCAGAGACGCAAGUUUCCCGUCAUCGAGAUAAGUCCAGAGGCAACAGUAUAAUGACCUUCACCUUCAUAAUCAAUGCCAUUCAGACCUCCAUAUGGCCUUCCUGGAAUGUCAAGGAGAUGUGCUUUUCUGGACCAAAGACUCAAUAAUUGUCAUCAAGUGCCAUAACUGCAAUUCAGCUCAUACGACCUUCACCUUCAUAAUGUGACCAGUAAUAUGUGACCAAGAGUUGAUGUCAGUGCUAGGUUCUAAGCUCAAGACAGUGACCUUCACCUUUUUGAUGACCUUCACCUUAUUUUCAUGUUUUUAUGACAACUUCAUAAUAACUUCAAUUAACUGUUCUUUCAACAAGUUGUUUGAAUGGCUGAAGGACAGUUAUGUCCAUAUUUAGGCUGGAUCUUACAAGGCUGACUUUGUAUUUCAAAGCUUGAAAAAUAAUCCAUCAUGUACAUACAUGUAUAUAUGAGACAAGCAGUGCUGAAGUAAUGUCACAGUAUCAUGUUGCUACUCCUUGUGAUUACAUGAAAAAUGGCAAGGUUUGAAUAUGGUGCAUUUGAGCUUUCUGAUAUAUUCCUGGAAUCAAACCUGGACAGUUAAAGGACAUGUGUGGCACUUUGAUACAGCACUUAAGCCUGAAAGUAUACUGUUUCUUAAACGGUUUUAGCUUUUUGACCUUGAUGGCAUACUGACCAUGACCCAGAUUUGAAGCAGGAUUGAAGCGUGUCUGAGGGAUGAAACAGGUAUCAACUGGGACCUUAGGGAGGGCAACACAGAGACAUUAAGUGUGAAAAUAACAGGACAAAUGUGAACUCUGUAUUAAUGGUGCGUGGUGCAAGGAAUACCAUUCAUUUCAUGUUUUUGUGUGACUGAACAGUCUUCAACACAGUCUUGGAUUGCAUGGUAAAAUUUUAUUUGCAGUUCUUGGUUGUUUGGACACACUAGUGUCAGAAGAAUAUUCUGUGGAAAUUGUGUUCAGAGCAAUGACAGUACAAUAAGAAGUAUCACUUGUGCAUUGAAGGAGAAAAUAUUAUCUGACAGUGGUUGAGGAAGAUGGAAGUUCUGGACCAGCAAUCAGAAGGUCUUUAAGAAUCUUGCUUUUUGGUCAACUCUUCCUGAUAACUUGUCCAAAACAAGAAAAUGGUCUACGAUUUUCAGGGCAGUGAAAGUCAAACACACCUUUGACAUUUGUAGAAACAUCUGAAUGGAUGACACCAUCAAAGUGCUCAGUGUUACCAUGGAAACUGCAGUGUCUACAAUGAUGGUCUCUGGGGACUUUUACUCUUAGGUACUGGGAUUUUAGGAAUUGUUCUGGAUGUAUGGAAUUGUUCUGCACUUCAUGGAAUUGUUCUGCACUUCAUGGAAUUGUUCUGCACUUCAUGGCAUCCUCAACAGAUUUCUAAGCAGUCAAUUCAAAACAUUGUCCAAGCUAUCAUGGUUCAGACAACAGAAAAAAGAGACUGACAAAUGUUUCGAUGAAUUGAUUCUCCAUGUGAAAGUUUGAUCAAGAGAUGGGAUUAUUACUGUAGAGUUCAGUAUUACAAGACUCAAUGCUGUAAAACAGAUCAACAGAAAGAAUGAAUGUUUCUGUUGAAUAUAUUUGUAGACAAACAGGAGAUGAAAUAUCAAUGUUGACAACGCAGAGAGCUGGAAAAGUGUGUGAAUCUGGCCAAUAAUGGAGAACGAGAACGUGCCAUGUGUGUAUAUAGAAGAAAACAUAUCACAAGUAGCAGUGAUGGUUAGUAUUGCCUGAGUACUUUGACCUGACUUAAUUUGCAUAUUUGUUAUAGCCAAGGUCAUGCCUGGUCAGAUAACAUAUAUCUUCUGAUUUGAUUAAAAGACUUGACAUGAGGGAGACAUUUCAGAAACUGACCAGCCAAUGAGGAAAUCAUAUAAACAUUGAAAGUUUUGUUCGGAAUGAGUGGGAGCCGUGCCAAUUACACUUGUAAGAGGGGUUCACAAAGUUACAGAAUAAGUUUGUCAGGUCAAGGUCGCGAUUCAGUAUUGACCACAUCCAGUAUGGAAAGGCUGUCUACAAGGAAAUCAAGGUGUGAUACCCUUCCCUAGAGUUCUUUAUGUGACAGCAAAGGUCUUGAAUGAAGGAUAACAGGAAUAUGGAUUUGCUUGCCUCACUGAUUAUAACUAAAGUCAAUAGUUGAUGAUCUAUUAUGAUAGUGUGAAUAUUUGAAUCCAAAUAUUUGGGACUUUGCAUGUUGCGACUAGUCAUUAUUGAAUUACCAGUUUAUUCAGAGCCAAUAACCUGAAAUGAAUGGAAUGCAUGCUCCUGAUUUGGUCCAUUUCCCUGUGUGAUCUUGAGCAGAUGUUUUUCCCUCUUUUAUGAUUAUGUUCACUGAUUGUUGCUUGUAACAAAUUCUAAAACCCAGUGGGUUAUUCAGAGUUUUAUUGGUAAAACAUUUGGGAUGAUGAUGUUGGAUUGAGAGUUUAUUAUGAGCUUUACCUCAUUUAUGUCAGUUAUUCGUCAUUUAAACCAGAUCCUGAUCACAAGUUUGUCACUUUCUGCCAAUUGUAUCUAGAAAAACUGGGGUAUUGUAUUUGGGACAAAUGAUCAUUUGUCAUCUAACCAAUGGUUUACAAUUACAAUGUAAUUGGUUGUAAGAUGGCAUCUGAUUGGUUGUCACAGACAAACUGUGAUUGGUUGUAACAGGCCAUCUGAUUGGUUCUCAACUAACCAAUGGUUUAAUAGAUUAAGUGCUGAAUAUCCAUUUACUUCAGGUUUAUUAAAUAUUGCUGCUGUAUAACUGAUACAACCCAUCAUCCAUACCUCACAGUCCCGUAUAAUACAGAUGGGAUUCAACAGAUUGGUUACAGUGAGGAAUCCCAAUGAUAAUGAGUCCACAAACCCUUCAAAUUGUGUACAGAGUGGACUUUCUGUGCUUAAUGUGUACAUGAAUAUGUAAAUUAUUUAUAUACCUUUGUCCAAAUAUGGACUGAUGUUUUAGUGCUGACCGUGUUUAAAUAGAAACUAUUUGAUCACAGGACUGUCAUGUUUUUCAGUGCAAUAUUAACUGUCUUUGUAAUGUCUGUAACUUUUUGUUGGCAUAUGUGUAGUUUUGCGAAGGACUGUUUGCUAAUUGCCUUUAAUCAUAAAUGGCGCCAUGUUAGCUCUGAAUCAAAUUUUAUUAACCUCAUUUCUUGAUUGUAUUUUUUUGUUUGGUCUCGGAUCCAUAUACGUAUUUGGUACAUUGAAAAAUGUGUAGAUAAGGCAUUUUUGGUAAAUCUAGGUUUGGAUUUUUAUCAAUUAAGCCAUAAGAGAAUUUGGUAAUUUGCAAUUUUGAAAUCUAAAUUUUGUUAAUACUCUCUUCUGUGACCUUGAUCUGUGCUGGAUUAUUAAGACUGUACAAAGCCUGUGUAUUGAAUACUCGAAAUUGAUACAAAGUUGCAUUCAAUACAGUAUGGUACAUGUUGUAUUUAAUACAAUUACACAGUAGAAUGUUCUAUUGGAUAUAAUUGUAUGAUACAGUACUGUAUCCAAUACACUUAUUUGAUGCUAUGCUGUAAAGACAAAAGAUGUUGUAUUGAAAACAGUAUGAUUUGUUGUAUUAAGUACAAAAUCAUGUGGUAUGAAUACAAAACAUAUUGUAUUGAAUACAAUAAUACAUGCUGUAUGAAAUACAAUAUUAUAUUAUGUAUUCUUAACCAUAUGAUAAAAUGUAUUGAAUACAACAGCAAAGAUUCAAUGCUGUAUUGAAUAGAAUACGAUGAUACAAUGUCGUAUCGCCUCCCAUUGUUCUAUAGUUCAGUGUAUAUUUUGUACAAUAGAUAUGCCCCAGUAGGUAGCGCUUGCCGAUUGGUGCUGUAAAUACAAGUGAGCGUCAUCUGCAUUAAACGUUUUAGAAUCAUUCAUUGGUUUAUUUUUGUAACUUGAACUGGGUUUGUCUUGAACAUUGUGUUGUUGUAAUUUUGUAAGUCUCUCUUUUGGUCCAUUUUUGUGAUAGUAUUACCAAGAAUGUUAUCAUUUCAGGGCAACUUUUAAACUAACUCUUAUAUUUCAAAUAUUCAUUCCUAAUACUUUUUUAUGAGGGCAGAUUUCGUCUUUUUCCUACUACAUUUGCUGGUGUAUCUAUCUGAGUGGUUCUAACACGGGAAUUACAAAGGAAUCCGACAAUAUCACAAACAAUGAAUCACAAUCAACAUGAUCUAAAAUCAGUCAAAAUCAAACAAAUCUGGUGACAAAUACAUGAUACAGAAAUAGGUAUAUGUUUUGAUAUGUCUCUUUCUGCAUCAGGCCUAACGCUGAAAGCAAAGAAGGAAACUGCUGGAUAAGUAGACUACUCUGUUGGGGUUAUCUCCCUUGCAGGCUCAAUAUGUCACCCACUAAAAAAUGUCAAACAACAAGCAUGUGAACAGCUAGUCAGAGUUUGUCGUUUCUUGGAAAAAUCAAAGUUUUGUAACUGAUUCCACAAGACAAGGGAUGAACUUUUCAAGAAAAUAGUAUGUUUCAAGUCUUGUUUGUGAAGGACCAGGGUCCACAUCUGCAGGAGUCUCAAGGUCCAAUGUUUUCAAGGACAUUCUGGACUUGAAGUAGAAUACUGAGGCAAAACAUAAUGAUUGCACUUCCAGUGGCCCAUCAUCAAUUAUCAAGUGUUCUAUGCCUCCUUUCUAUAAUGGUCAUGCCCUGUACACAGACACUGACAAGUCAUUACUCGGUCCCUAAUGUUGAUCUUAACAGAUACAUGUAGAAUGGAGAUGGCAUAGUUUUGAUAAUCGAAGAUGCCACUUACCUGACAACUCAUCAUUUCACUUUGGAACCUGGAUAUUUUGUGCACAUCUGGAUUUAGUUUUCAAGAAAACAUACCCGCUUUGAAAAUAAAAAAAUAUUAGUUUUAAUCGCCCUUCGGGACAUGUCACUAGGCAUUUUUUGUUAAAUUUUUACAAUAUUUGUCAUUUAAUUGUUUAAGUUUAUGAUCUAUUGCCUGUGACAAUGUAUUUAAGUAUUUUGCAUCAAAAUUGCUAUGGGUAAUAGGGCCUUGUUGUCCUAUGAAAGUAUUAUGGGUAACGAUACAUGGUUAGGGCCAUCGGAAUAUUCUACUGUUGAGACUGGAUAAUGGAUGUGGACCCUGAACAUGAAUGAAUUUUCAGGGGCUGUGUAUGGACAAACUGUUAAUCAUCCAUGAUGUCAGGAGUACAUGGAUACGAUAGUAUUUAUUUUAUUCAUGCAGCAGUGCAUAAUGAUUUAUUUUGUCAAAAUGUUAAUAAAGCUGUAAAGUAAUCAA
Messenger RNA from Haliotis rubra (blacklip abalone), 8813 nucleotides. Its product is annotated as rap1 GTPase-activating protein 1-like. The coding region runs from base 1369 to 3636 and encodes 755 amino acids. Gene Ontology annotation, biological process: regulation of small GTPase mediated signal transduction; activation of GTPase activity. The transcript has 23 exons. Gene Ontology annotation, molecular function: GTPase activator activity; protein binding. The record is from RefSeq and is a predicted model, not a curated record. Gene Ontology annotation, cellular component: cytoplasm. NCBI's taxonomy places the organism in Eukaryota, Metazoa, Mollusca, Gastropoda, Lepetellida, Haliotidae.